Messenger RNA from Acaulospora colombiana, 417 nucleotides. The record is from the annotation of a GenBank genome assembly. NCBI's taxonomy places the organism in Eukaryota, Fungi, Glomeromycota, Glomeromycetes, Diversisporales, Acaulosporaceae.
AUGAGCGUUCAUUUCCUCUUCCCCAAGCCAUCCUCUGCUGAGGAUAAGAAGGAUGCCGAUGGUGAUAUUGAUAUGCUUAUAAAAUCUCAAAGGGAAAGCUUUGAGAAAAAGGUGGUUACGCCUGGGGAAGCGAUUACUUCGGACACAAAAUACAUGGGAGGACACGGAACCUACCUUAAAGAUGAAAUUCAUUUCUCCUCAGUGGCCGGUGUUGUGGAAAGGGUUAACAAGUUGAUUUCCGUGCGGUCCUUACACGCGAGGUAUAAGUUAAAACGACAGGAAAACUUUAUCAAAGGCAAGCUGACAAAGCUAAGGAACGAGGAGUUCAGGUGGGUGGGAUUUCUACCGCACCUGUGCAAAGAUAUGGGUCACAUAGAUCAUUGGUUUGACCACCUUCAACGGAAUGCAGAGGCGUAA